CCAAUCUUUGUCAGGCAGCACGCACGACACACAUGCGAUUAAACUUUCACAGACAUGACUUGGACUUCACCAUUGUGUGCGCAAGCUCGACGUUGUCAAUGCACGUCAGAGAAAGCUACCAGCAGAUUAUUAUUGCAACAUGCGAUCGGCGAUUGUCGUUGUCAGUCAGCGACACCUACCUCAUGGAGAAGUAACUUUUUCCUGUAGGCCUCUGUCACUUCAUUCCAACACCCUCAUAUUUUCUCACAUAGGAAAGUAGACCAGUCUGCCUGAGAUACCCUCAACCAUUAUACUUACCGUGUUUCCAAUACCAGGCAGAAAUCUCCCAGCGACUCCACACGAUCCAGAUCUGUCUGAAGAACGGAAGAGUCACGCACACCUUGCUCCAGACGAUAACUCGCAUUCUCUUCCAUCGAAUUUCUAAUAGAGUUUACCAUACGAAACCGCGUGUAUCCCAUUCCGGCUUCAUCAGUCUUCUUCUUCCCUUCUCGUUCUCUAGCUUUCGAGAAGGUGGCACAUCCAUCGAUGCCUUUGUGUAUCGGAAGCCCCCUUGAGAAACGUAAAGAACACUCAGGAAGUGGAAGAAACUGGCGUGCCCCCACACCCGCCUAAACAAUCAGUCAAGGAACCCUUCGCAAAGCAGGGUCUCUUGCCCACGAAACCCAAAUUCCCCGUCCCCUCAUCGUGUGCCCACGAUUAUUCCGCAACAGCCCGCGGCUUCCGCUCGUUCACGGGGGGUGGUGAUCUCUAGCAAGUGGACUGUCUUUUGGGCAAGUACUGCUUGCAACUCGAGCUAAACCACCAGUCUAGUUCACGGUCUCAUCUCACACCACCUGCCUUGAUUGUAGACAAAAAGAUAUGCCCCGAGUCCGACCCUUGAGCCCUAGCCCCUCCGACACUCCCGUUCAGACCCUGCUGUCCCUCUCCCGCCGCUCUUCCAAAUACCUCUCCCUCUCCCCCACUCGCCGA
Messenger RNA from Periconia digitata, 969 nucleotides. The record is from the annotation of a GenBank genome assembly. NCBI's taxonomy places the organism in Eukaryota, Fungi, Ascomycota, Dothideomycetes, Pleosporales, Periconiaceae.